Molecule: messenger RNA, 768 nt
Organism: Diatraea saccharalis (sugarcane borer)
Lineage: Eukaryota; Metazoa; Arthropoda; Insecta; Lepidoptera; Crambidae
Source: the annotation of a GenBank genome assembly
AUGCCUUCCCGUCCUUCGCAUCUACAAGUAGAAGGACUUGUAGAAUUUUUAGAGCAAAAUCCAAAUAUUGCCAAGGGCUUAUUAAAGACGGCUCAAGGUAAAACGGAAACGAAAAGAAAGUGGGCUCAAAUUGCAGUCACUUUGAAUGCACUCGGAGGAGUUAAUAAAGAUGGCGCCGGCUGGGCAAAAUAUUGGGCUGAAAAGAAAUGCUUAUUAAAGAAAAUUUGCAGCAAGCUUUCAGCUUCAUUAAGGCAAAAGGGGGGAGGUACCACUGAUCUUACACAAUUGUCCGAUAUGGAUAAGCGGUUCGUGACAGUAAUGGGUGGACAAAGUUUUGCUUGUGGAGAUAGCCAGCUAGCUAUCAACCCUUUCCCACAAAUGCAUUUGACAUCAAAAACUGCAGUAAUGGAGACUCCACGAGACUUUGCAAAUGAAGUUCAAGUAGAAGUUGUUGUUCUGCCUUCUCCUUCCCCAACCACAUCACAAGUUGUGCCUCCCUCUUUGUCACCAGAACUACCCACUCGUCCAAAGCUGAGCUACAGCCUCUGGAAAAAAAGUAUAGCUCGGCCACGACCGCGCCGUCGCAUCAUUCGAAAUGCCGAUUUAAAAAUAGAUCGCAUGGCAAGGAUCGAGGAACGACGUGUAGAAGCUGAGAGAGUGACUGCUGAAGCACUAGCAGCCUCUAGCAGUAGAAUUGAUAGGCUCGCUGAUGCAAUAUUGGAAGUGGCAGCAGCCUUAAAUAACAUUGCAAAUAGCUCUGUGAUUUGA